Molecule: messenger RNA, 3604 nt
Organism: Hemicordylus capensis (graceful crag lizard)
Lineage: Eukaryota; Metazoa; Chordata; Lepidosauria; Squamata; Cordylidae
Product: lysosomal acid glucosylceramidase-like
Exons: 14
Coding region: 670-2241 (523 amino acids)
Biological process (GO): glucosylceramide catabolic process
Molecular function (GO): glucosylceramidase activity
Source: RefSeq, a predicted model, not a curated record
UCCUGCGGCAGGCGUGCGAGCCUUGGCACCGGCUGCAGCAGAGAGGAAGCCGGGCAGGGCAAGGGGCGCCUGGGGGCGGGAGCUGCCUCCUUGGGGAUCGGGGGGGCCGAUGCUGGAGGGGAGCUGGGCUUUGACCGGCAGCAGCACCGCCCGCACGUCCUCCCUGCCUUGACUCUCUGGGCAGCCGAGUUACGUGUGGAAGCAAGCCAGGCUGCGGAGAGGGGUCACCAUUAAGUGUUGGAUUAUGCGGAUGGGGAAGAAGCGAUCUCCUGCUGCGGACCUGGACGGGGGAGAAGUUGCUGGGAACAGGAGGUACGUGUUUCUGGGGAGUCUCCUCCACGAGUUUUUGAAAGCAGAAACUUUUCUGAAGUUGAAGUAUGAGAUCAUCCCUUUGCCCUUGUCUCUGACGUGGACAUCUUCCUCCGGCACCUUCCUAUAUCGUUGCUGCCUGAUAUAGGUGCACAGCUGAAGUGGGCGUGCGAGGCAAGCGGGUACAGAUAAAAAGUCACCAAGGGCCACUUACAGGGUGCUGGUCGGUGCCGAAGGAAAGCAUCCAAACGCUGUUCCACAAGACACACGGUGCCGUGACGAGCCCGUGGGCGUCUCUUUUCGUCCCUUCCCCGCUGCUUGGGCAUCAGCACGGGCGAAGAGCUGCUUACCGCUGUCACCAUGGGGUCCCGGAGAACAAGCCCUUUGGAGUUGUUCUUCUUCCUGCAGACGGCAGUUGGAGUGAUGGGCGCCCUGCCUUGCAACAAGAAAUAUUUUGGCCACGACUCCAUCGUGUGUGUCUGCAACCGCACCUACUGCGACACGCAGGACCCCGUCUCUCUCCCACGCCCGGGCUUCUUCGUCAAGUAUGAGAGCAGCAAGUCUGGUGCGCGGCUGGAGCGCAGUGAAGGGAAGUUCCAGGACUCGCCGUUCACCCCAGAUUUCGUCUUGACUCUGGAUACGUCGAAGCGGUUUCAGAGGAUUAAGGGUUUUGGCGGCGCUCUCACCGAUUCGGCCGCCAUAAAUAUCCUCUCCCUGACCCCGGAUGCUCAGAAGAACUUGCUCCGGUCCUACUUCUCGGAUGAAGGGAUUGAGUACAACUUGCUGCGUAUGCCCAUGAGCAGCUGCGACUUCUCCGUGCGUCCUUAUAGUUACGACGACUGGCCGUACGACUAUGAGCUGAAGAAUUUCAGCUUGGUUGAUGAGGACAUCAAAAUGAAAAUCCCUCUUGUCCACCGUGCCCUGGCCUUGUCUAAGAAACCCAUCUCCUUGUACGCCAGCCCGUGGUCUCCUCCCGUCUGGAUGAAAACGAACGAAGACUGGAAGGGGAAGGGGUCCCUCAAGGGGAAGGCAGGAGACCGGUACCACAAGACAUGGGCCAACUACUUCGUCAGGUUCCUCGACGAAUACGCCAAGCACAACCUGACCUUCUGGGCCGUGACAGCUGAGAACGAACCGAAUGCUGGGCUGAUCGCCAACUACCCCUUCCAGUGCUUGGGCUUCACCGCCGAGGAGCAGCGCGACUUCAUUGAGCUGGAUCUGGGCCCUGCCCUGGCAAACAGCUCGCAUAAGGACAUCAGGCUCAUCAUUCUGGACGACAACCGGAUCCAUCUGCCCCACUGGGCCAAAGUGGUCCUGAGUGAGGACAGUAAGGCGUAUCGGUAUGUCCACGGCAUUGGCGUCCACUGGUACAUGGACUUCAUCGCCCCCAUCGAUAAAACGGUGGGCGCCACCCACGAGCUCUACCCUGACUACUUCCUGCUCGCCACCGAAGCGUGUGCCGGAUCGCAUUUCUGGGAGAAAGACGUGGUGCUUGGUUCGUGGGACCGGGGUGUCCAGUACAGCCACAGUAUCCUGGCGAACCUGAACCAGCACGUCGUGGGCUGGACCGACUGGAACCUGGCCCUGGACCUGGAAGGCGGCCCCAACUGGGUCCAGAACUUCGUGGACAGCCCCGUCAUCGUGGACGCCGGCUACGACGUCUUCUACAAGCAGCCCAUGUUCUACCACAUGGCGCACUUCAGCAAGUUCAUUCCAGAGGACUCCCAGCGCGUCGGACUGACCAUCGUGAAAAAAUGCCUCACGUGCAGUUUGGAACAUGUGGCACUGCUUCGCCCUGACGGAUCUGCCGUGGUCGUUGUCCUCAACCAGUCUGGGUCCGACAUUCCCUUCGGAAUUUCCGAUUCGGUGGGGCUGAUCUUGACCCACAUCCCUCCCAACUCCAUCCAGACGUAUCUGUGGACGCGCCAGUGAGGAGCCCAGAGAGGUGCUGUAACACACACAUACACACACACCCUGCCAUCUUCAGGUCCUGUGGCUGUCCUGGUCCAUGUGGAGUUGGCCAGGCCCGGCCGGGCCUACUUGUUUACCCGCCAUUUUGGAGCCCUGCCCUGGAACUGAAUGGCGGCACUUGUGUUCCUGUGAUGCCACACUCUUCUUGGCCGUGUGCCGGGAAGAUGUUUGAGCCUGAAGGGAAGGGGGUUCUCUCAUGUCGGAGGACCGAACAGUCCUUGCUGAGGCCCGUAGCACCCAGAUCUUCGAAUGUGAAGUUGGCCCCACUGGAUGGAGCUCCUAGGAGCCAGUGCUUCCCUUUUUGCCCACUGGGUGGUAGUCUAUGUGUUGUCAGAACUCCGACAUUAUGCCGAAUCGGGCUCCACCAGUUUGUCUCGAUUCGUGGAGACUGCGCGAUCUCCAGUCUUCACAAGUAUCCCCAGCGCCCCGUGCUUAAAUCUGUUUGUCAUCAUUCCCUGAUUUCCCAGACGCGCACCGUUCUUUGUCUCGUUUUGCACCCUUUAUCCUGCGUCUUAUUAUUUAACGUAGUUUUUUUUAGUUAUGCCAGGCAAGGAGUUGUUUAGAGCAGCUACCCUUCUGGCUUUGAAGGUUUCAGUAAGCAUUGCCUAUGUGUUUUCAGGCAUCUUUUGGACCAAAAGGACUAGAAACCUUUCACCUUAACAAAAGAAAUUUAAAUUACCUAAACUCUGAACCCAGUAUUGCUUUCCGUGCCUGCCCUUCAGCACUGGAACAUGCCUGAAACCGAUGCAGAUGAUAUAAUGCAGAUUACGGGCUAAAAGUGCCGUCCCACUCCACCCCCCGAGUCCUUUUAUCUUUUUAAAAGAGGGUCAGUAAGCCUGAGACACACAUCAUGAUAAAAAAGACAAUAAGGAAGUAUAUGAUCAAUCGAUUGAGCCUCCCCAUUCCCCCAAGGGCAAUGGGUUAGCCCAUCUGGUCUGGGGAAACCAGGGUCAAGUAGUCUAUAAAGCACAUUCAGCAACUUUUCAGUGACACGUGGCGGAGCCUUUUCCGUGGUGGUUCCAGGUCUUUGGAACUCCCUGCCCCUUGAUCUUUGGCCUCUUCCCUCCCUAGCUAAUUUUAAACUGAAGUUGAAGAUCUUUUUAUUUCAUCAGGUCUUCUCCUUAGCUCCUGUGUAUAUUGUGCCAUGACUUCAUGAUUGUCUUUUACCCUAUGUGUUUUUGUGAUUGGUUUUACAUCCUGCUGCUUUAUUGUAAUAUAUGGUUUGUUUAAUGCUUUGUUGCAUGCCAUCACAAAUCCAUGCGUGAAGAACAGGGUCGUAUAAAUAUUUUAAAUAAAUAAAUUCACGCCACAUUUCAGGUUUCAA